GCAAAAGAUCUGAAGCGAUAAUUAUCUCAUGAAUCGGGCAAGACCGCUUAUUUCACUUGUUAAUUAAUUUGAAAAACCGAAUAGCUGUUACACAGUCUUGACCGAAACGACGGAAAAACCCCCAAUUCUGCCGCUGCAAUUGCAAAAACGCACUAACCGUAGCUCUAUGACAAGCAACGCAAUUUGAAGGGCUGAGGAUUUUCGUUUCGAUGGCUCAGAAGCUGCAGCAGCAGCUCAAGGAGGUGGGAUCGAAGUUGGAGACUCCUCCGGCUUCAAAAGAUGCCCUCGUUAAGCUCUUGAAGCAAGGAGCAAUAUAUCUGUGUGAAUUGGAUCAGUCACCUCCAAAAUCAAUGGUGGAGUCCAUGCAGCCUCUCCUGAAUGCCCUUGUCAAACCAGAACUUCUCAAACAUCAAGAUCGGGAGGUCAAGCUCUUUGUGGCUGCAUGCAUCUGUGAGAUAACUCGAAUCACUGCACCUGAGGCUCCUUAUGAUGAUGAUGUCUUAAAGGACAUUUUUCAGUUGAUUGUGGGUACAUUCAGUGGUUUAAUUGAUGUAAAUAGCCCAUCAUUUGGAAGGAGGGUCGUUAUUCUUGAAACACUUGCCAGAUAUAGAUCAUGCGUUGUGAUGCUGGAUCUUGAAUGUGAUGAUCUCAUAAAUGAAAUGUUUGAUACUUUCUUUUCAGUUGCCAGAGAUGAGCUUCCAGGGAAUGUCUUGAGUUCAAUGCAAACAAUCAUGGAGGUAAUCUUAGAAGAGAGUGAGGAUGUACCAGAAAAUCUUUUGGUUACAUUACUGACCGUUUUAGGCGAUGAUAGAAAGGCGGUAACUGCUGCUGCAAAGAAGAUUGCUUUGAAUGUGAUAGAGAAUUGUGCUGUAAAACUGGAGAGUAGCAUAAGGCAGUUUCUUGUGUCAUCUAUGUCAGGAGAAAGUAGAUCCCUGAUAUGUGAGAUUGAUUACCAUGCUGUACUUUAUGACAUCUAUCGCUGUGCUCCUCAAAUCUUAUCUGGAGUUGUACCUUAUCUAACUGGAGAAUUACUGAGUGAUCAGCUGGACAUUCGCAUGAAAGCAGUGAGUUUAGCUGGUGAUCUGUUUGCUCUGCCGGGAUCUACUAUUUCUGAGUCAUUCAAGCCUGUCUUUGUGGAGUUUCUCAAAAGAUUGACUGAUAGAGCAGUGGAGGUCAGAAUGUCUGUACUUGAGCAUGUUAAGACUUGCCUUUUGGAGAAUCCUUUCAGGAGUGAAGCUCAUCAAAUAAUCUCUGCUCUUUGUGACCGUCUGUUGGACUAUGAUGAAAAUGUACGCAAAAAAGUUGUUUCUGUGGUUUGUGAUGUGGCAUGUCAUGCCCUCACAUCAGUUCCAGUUGAAACUAUCAAGCUAGUCUCAGAACGCCUACGUGAUAAAUCUCUUCUGGUUAAAAGGUAUACCAUGGAGAGGUUAGCGGAGAUACACAGAACAUCUUGCAUGAAGCAGUCUCGUGGUUCAUUAAAGGAUGAUGAAUAUGGUUGGGUUGUCAGCAAGAUAUUGAGAUGCUUCUAUGAUAAAGAUUUCAGAUCGGAUGCGGUAGAACCUAUCCUGGCCAUGUCCUUGUUCCCAGCUGACUUUUCUGUCAGAGACAAGGUUAAAAGAUGGGUUAUGAUCUUUUCGGGGUUUGACAAAGUUGAGGUAACAGCUCUUGAGAAGAUAUUAGAGCAGAAACAAAGGUUACAACAAGAGAUGCAGAAGUACCUUUCCCUUAGACAGCUAACUCAGGAAGGUGAUGGCACUGAGAUCCGGAAGAAAGUAAUGUAUUGCUUCCGAGUUAUGUCUCGAUGUUUCACUGAUCCUGCGAAGGCAGAGGAGAAUUUUCACAUUCUUGACCAAUUAAGAGAUUCCAACAUUUGGAAAAUCUUGAAGCAACUUCUUGAUCCCAAUACCAGCUCUGCUCAAUGCAGUAGCUUGCGGGGUGAUUUGUUAGAAAUCCUUGGUCAGAAGCAUCGACUCUAUGGAUUCCUUACUACUCUCUCUUUGAAAACCUCUUAUCUACUUUUCAACAAAGAUCAUGUUAGAGAAAUUCUUCUGGAGGCCCGCAUACAGAAAACUUCUGAAAGUUCUGAGAUACUCGCGUCCUGCAUGACUGUUCUUGUGAUUCUUGCUCGAUUUUAUCCUUCACUGCUUGGCGGAUUAGAAGAAGAUCUGGUACAUCUUCUCGAGGAUGACAAUGAAAUACUGAAGGAAGGGACUCUGCAUAUUCUUGCAAAGGCUGGGAGUACUAUCCGAGAACAACUUGGUGUAUCGUCAAGGUCAUUAGACCUUAUUCUUGAGCGCAUAUGCAUUGAGGGUAGCCGAAGACAGGCUAAAUAUGCUGUUUAUGCCCUGGCAUCUAUCACAAAAGAUGAUGGGCUUAUGGCACUAUCAGUUCUCUAUAAGAGGCUAGUUGAUAUGCUCGAAGAGAAGUCCCACCUGCCUGCUGUAUUACAAUCUCUUGGAUGCAUAGCACAAGCUGCUUUGCCAGUCUAUGAAACUAGAGAGAUUGAGGUUAAAAAGUUCAUCAAGGAAAACAUACUGGAGGUCGGACAAAAAACAGGAGAUGGAUCUACUUGCUGGGCUGAUAGAAGUGGACCCUGCUCUUUAAAGAUUUUUGGGCUUAAAGCUUUGGUCAAGAGCUGUUUAUCUGUAAAAGAUCCUAAUUCCAAUCCCCGAAUAGAUGAUGUAAUUGGAAUUCUUAUGAACAUACUCAUGUUUGGUGAAAUUUCGAGGGAGAUCGAGUCAAGUUUAGUAGAUAGGGCACAUUUGAAACUUGCUGCAGCAAAAGCUGUUCUCCGGCUAUUGAAGAAGUGGGAGCACAAAAUUCCUGUUAAUGUUCUUUACCUUGCAUUGAGAAGCUCAGAGGAUGACUUUCCUGAGGUAAAAAAGUUGCUUCUUCACAAGGUUCACCAAUAUGUGAGAGACCACAUUUUAGAUCCAAAGUUUGCUUGCGCCUUCCUGCUGGAUAUUUCCUCUUCACAGUCAGAUUUUGAAGAGAAUAAACGCUAUUUAAAUGAAAUCAUCCAGAUGUGCAGGCAACGGAGGGCACGCCAAAUUUCUUUGCAAACUGAUUCUAACUCCCCGUCAAUCUAUCCAGAAUAUAUUCUCCCAUAUGUGGUCCAUUCGCUCGCUCAUCAUCCUUCAUUUCCUAAUGUUGAUGAAUGCAAAGAUGUCAAAGCAUUUGAACCUAUGUACAGGCAGUUGUACUUCUUCCUGCGUGUGCUAGUACAUGGAGAUGCAGAUGGAAAAUUAGAUGUCAGUCUGAGCAAGAAUAAGGAAAGCAUUGGAUUACUGCAUUCAAUAUUUCAAUGUAUCAAGUGCUCAGAAGAUGCCUUGGAUAUAUCUAAAUCAAAGAACUCCCAUGCUCUAUGUGACCUUGGUGUGUCAAUUAUUAAACGAGUAACUGAAAACCAAGGUGAACUUCAAGAAAGUACACCUGUGGUCCUACCUCCAGUGCUGUACAGUACACUUGAGAAGAAAGAUGAAAAUGGCUUGCUGGUUGGUGCUGCAACGGCAUGGGUGGCUGAUGAGGGUAUGUUGGCCUACUUCGAGUCACUGCAACUGGAUGUUAAAGAAAUUGAAAAACCAGUUGACUCGGAGGAUGAUACUGUGAAGGACAGUGAUACAGAGGGCAAUGAGAUGCCUUUGGGGAAGUUGUUACAACGUCUAAAAGCCAAGGCAGCAAAGACGAGAAAAGAGGUGAAGCAUGAGCAUGCACAAGCUGAAGUGGAAAAAGAAAAUGAUUUUAGUAUCUUGCAAAUGGUGAAAGAAAUGAAUUCUGGUAAUCAAGGUGCAAAAAGAAAGUUCGAGUCAAGUAAUGGUCAUGGACAUGAUCGCAAAACUAGGAGAUGUGACCAUCAGCCUCAGAAAAGUAAAAUUCGUUCGAGUGAACCAACAGAUGUUUCUGUACCAAAACAUAGGAGAUCAUCUGUUCAAGCUCAAAAGUCUCUUGGAGCUGUUACUUCUAAAGGUUCUAAGAGACCUUCUAAUGUAAAUAAUGUGAAUAAUAACAUUGACUUUGACAAAUUAAAUGAUAACUCUCAAACUAGUUCAGAAGAUCAACGUGUGCAUGAAAAAACUGAACCUGUAGAUUCGGAAUUGCUUACUCUACGUGUUAAGAAACUGAUCUCCUCCUCAAAGAAAAAAGGUAAACGUGCUAGCACAGAUCCUCAUAUGGAGCUAAAGAACACCCAAGAAGCUAAGAAGUCUAAGAAAGUAUCAAAUACUGAUAGCCUGCUCUCUAUCAGUUCUUCCACGUUGGGAUCUCAAAAGAAGCAAAACCAUAGCAAUGCUACUGGAUUAGAAAAGUGCACAACAAAGAAGAAGAAAAAUUCCAUAGGCGACUUAAUUGGUUGCAGAAUAAAAGUUUGGUGGCCGGUGGAUAAGUUGUACUAUGAAGGUGUCGUGAAGUCAUUUGAUACUGAGAAGAACAAGCAUGUGGUAUUGUAUGACGACGGUGAUGUGGAAGUUCUUCGAUUAGAUAGGGAGCGCUGGGACCUUGUUAAAAGUGGUCUAAAGGCCAAGCGAUCUGGUUCAUCAAAGGACUCUCCUCCUAAAGGAAGGUCAUCUGGUCUGAGAAAAAAAUCAGGAGGUGGCCCAAAUCAUAACAAAAAAUUGGGACGAAAAUCCCCAUCUCAAGUUAGAAGUAAAAGAACUCAACGGACGACUCCAAAAGGAAGGUCAAAACUAGUGUUGGAGAGUGAGUCAUUGGAGGAAAGUUAUAAAACACCAGGUGUUGUUUCUCAUGAAAUUUCAAUGAAGUCACCAAUUGAUAAUUCUGGCUCAGAUAACGAACCAACUGAAACAAGUGUCAAGUCCUUACAUACAAGGGUUUCAUCUGAAGAAGAUGACGGCGAAAAGCCUCAAGAAGAUGUUGAGCUCUUACCGAGUGAUGAUGAAGAGGCCAAAGAGAGAGAAAAAGAUUCUGAAGAUACUGAGAAUGUUGGCAGGAAUUCUCAAGAUUCUCAUGGAUCGGAUGAUGAAGCUGUUUCUUCUUCAGAUAAGCAGCAGCCAAGUGAGGAGGCCACUGAAGAAUCUGGAGAGGAGGCUGAUGAAGCAGACUACACAGAUAGACAUGCAAAAUCUUCAAAGAAGCUCAACAAGAAGUCCGCUUCUCAUUCCGUAGAUAAGGAUGUCUCUGAUGACGAGCCUCUGGUUUUGUGGAAACAGCGCUGUAAAAGACAAUGAGGUCCAGGCAUUACAUUACAUAUCCAGCUCUCGCACUGUAGUGACUUAGAUGCAGCAUGUGGGGUUACUUCACAACAACUUAAAUAGCUUUUGCAUUGACGAAAACAUACACCAUUGAACUGCUGACUCGAAUAAAGCUUAUAUUCCUUGUGUAGAUUGUAGCACACCAUAGAUGUCAUUAGUUGUCUAGAAAUGGAUAUGCAGUUUGUUGUAGCAUUGAACUUUUCUGUAUGUGCAAGAGAAAUAUAUCAUGUACAGCUGAAGAUCUUACGUGUUUGAUACUUUUUCAACAUUGUA
Salvia hispanica is the source of this 5480-nucleotide messenger RNA. RefSeq names its product sister chromatid cohesion protein PDS5 homolog A-like. Gene Ontology annotation, cellular component: chromatin; nucleus. The record is from RefSeq and is a predicted model, not a curated record. Gene Ontology annotation, biological process: DNA repair; mitotic sister chromatid cohesion. NCBI's taxonomy places the organism in Eukaryota, Viridiplantae, Streptophyta, Magnoliopsida, Lamiales, Lamiaceae.